AAGAGGAAAAACAGUAGUAGUAGUAGUAGUAGUAGUAGUAGUAGUAGUAGUAGUAGUAGUAGUAGUAGUAGUAGUAGUAGUAGUAGUAGUAGUAGUAGUAGUAGUAGUAGUAGUAGUAGUAGUAGUAGUAGUAGUAGUAGUAGUAGUAGUAGUAGUAGUAGUAGUAGUAGUAGUAGUAGUAGUAGUAGUAGUAGUAGUAGUAGUAGUAGUAGUAGUAGUAGUAGUAGUAGUAGUAGUAGUAGUAGUAGUAGUAGUAGUAGUAGUAGUAGUAGUAGUAGUAGUAGUAGUAGUAGUAGUAGUAGUAGUAGUAGUAGUAGUAGUAGUAGUAGUAGUAGUAGUAGUAGUAGUAGUAGUAGUAGUAGUAGUAGUAGUAGUAGUAGUAGUAGUAGUAGUAGUAGUAGUAGUAGUAGUAGUAGUAGUAGUAGUAGUAGUAGUAGUAGUAGUAGUAGUAGUAGUAGUAGUAGUAGUAGUAGUAGUAGUAGUAGUAGUAGUAGUAGUAGUAGUAGUAGUAGUAGUAGUAGUAGUAGUAGUAGUAGUAGUAGUAGUAGUAGUAGUAGUAGUAGUAGUAGUAGUAGUAGUAGUAGUAGUAGUAGUAGUAGUAGUAGUAGUAGUAGUAGUAGUAGUAGUAGUAGUAGUAGUAGUAGUAGUAGUAGUAGUAGUAGUAGUAGUAGUAGUAGUAGUAGUAGUAGUAGUAGUAGUAGUAGU
Molecule: messenger RNA, 705 nt
Organism: Sabethes cyaneus
Lineage: Eukaryota; Metazoa; Arthropoda; Insecta; Diptera; Culicidae
Exons: 1
Source: RefSeq, a predicted model, not a curated record